AUUUUAUUUUAUAUUUAUUAGACCCCAUGCAAAAAAAAUUGACUGUUCCUGAAGAAUAUUGCAAGAUGCGUUUAGCGAUUUUCAUUGUCACGGCUAUGCUUGUGAUCAUCUGCACCACUUCUAUCCGAGCCAGCAGUGAGGACUCGGACUCAGGAUCUAGAACUUAUUAUAACAAAGAAAAGGAAAUAAAAAAGAUAAGUUCUCUUCAAAAAGAGAAUUUCAAUAAACCAGGCAAUAAUAAAAGAGACCGGUCAUGCUGCAAUGUGCAAACGCCUACUUUCAUUAAGGAGCGCAUGAGAAAAUACCCAUCAGGAGAAUGCAAAUACCUGCCGAGAUCACCACAAAAGACGUCCUUCUUUGAGGCUUUGGAGACUUGCCAAAGGUUGGGCUUACGACUUGCCACUCCUUACAGCCAAACUAGGAACAACGAUCUUUAUGCAAUUCUCGGCGGUGUAUUGGACGUCUGGAUCGCUGCUUCUGACUUGGGCAGUGAGAGCUUUUUCUACUGGGUGACAACUCAAGAACCGUUGACGUUCACUUAUUAUGGUGGUAUUCCUGGUAUCCCCAACAAUGCAUUUAAUGAGGAGCACUGUCUCAUUUUGUAUGCACCAAGCGGGUAUUGGGACGAUAUUCAGUGUGGUAAUUAUUACUAUUUUGUUUGUGAAGAAAGAACGUGUUAAUUUUUCAGAUUCACUUAAUUUAUAAAUCCACACAUCGUGGGAAUUACAAAAAAAAUUGUCGAAUAAAUGUAAUCGUUUCUAUGUGAAAAUGGAGCGAGAGCUUAAUUUUGAAAUAAAUUUUUAAUUAAACCAUGUA
Molecule: messenger RNA, 816 nt
Organism: Neocloeon triangulifer
Lineage: Eukaryota; Metazoa; Arthropoda; Insecta; Ephemeroptera; Baetidae
Product: collectin-11-like
Exons: 6
Coding region: 27-680 (217 amino acids)
Biological process (GO): biological process involved in interspecies interaction between organisms
Cellular component (GO): external side of plasma membrane
Molecular function (GO): carbohydrate binding
Source: RefSeq, a predicted model, not a curated record